AGAUACAGAGGAAGAGAGAGAUCUUAGAAGGAGCAACAAUGGCAAAGUACGGUGGAGGAGGAAGCUCGCUCUCACAAACUCGAGACUACCACAGCCAUACCUCCGACGAAGACGACGAUCAUAGCCCCUCCAGAACCGGAGCUCUCUUCAUGAUUCAUUCUGGAACCCGCAGCGAUGUUACACCACAAACGAAGCCCAACAGUUCCAACAAUAAAUCUGUCGCUGGUUCCGGCUCUGCCUCCGGCACAGAUGUUGGGUCAUCCGGUGAGAUCAAUCGGAAGCCCCGAGGCCGACCACCGGGUUCGAAAAAGAAACGAAAACCACCAAUAGUGAUUACCAGAGACAGUGACACUGCAAUGAGACCUGUUAUUCUCGAACUCUCCGCCGGCACCGACAUUGUAGAGAUGGUUUCUCAGUACGCGCGCCGCCGCCACGUGGGGCUCUGUGUUUUAAGCGGUUCCGGCACUGUCGCGAAGGUUACCCUUCGGUUACAUGUCCCUCACGCGUCUACUCUUAUGCUCCAUGGACCAUACCAUAUUCUCUCUCUCUCCGCCACAUUUCUGUGUUCCUCUGUUUCUUCUUCGAAAUCGUCUUCUUCGACUUCGAUUACUUCGCCGUCCAUUACGAUCUCUCUUGCAGGAGCUCAAGGUCAGGUCUUUGGAGGAACGGUUGCAGGAUCGCUUACUGCUGCUAGUAAUGUUGUUUUGGUUGCGGCUUCGUUUGUUAAUCCUUCGUUUCAGAAGCUUCCUAUUUGUGAAGAGGAAGAAACAGAGGAUGUGAAACCUAAUGUUGGUGGUUGCUCUGCUUCUGGGACUGAUGCUUGCACAGAGACUAAUACAAGCAUGCCCAUGAAUGUUUACAGUGUUCAAAGCCCAACCCCUUUGAGUUGCCAAAUUUCUCCUGAUGUUUUGUCUUGGCCCUCCACCACUCGUUCUUCACAUUACUAAAACCAGAGAGAACACAAAAAAAUUCGAUCUUUCUUCUGUUUCUUGCUGUGUUUUGAUUUUGGGUUAUUGCUGGGCCUUUCUUUUUCUGGUCUUCUGAUUAGUUUACAAGCCUU
Messenger RNA from Telopea speciosissima, 1060 nucleotides. RefSeq names its product AT-hook motif nuclear-localized protein 28-like. The coding region runs from base 39 to 947 and encodes 302 amino acids. Gene Ontology annotation, cellular component: nucleus. The record is from RefSeq and is a predicted model, not a curated record. Lineage: Eukaryota; Viridiplantae; Streptophyta; Magnoliopsida; Proteales; Proteaceae. The transcript has a single exon. Gene Ontology annotation, molecular function: minor groove of adenine-thymine-rich DNA binding; DNA-binding transcription factor activity.